GGUCGAAUGUCGUCUUCUUUUCUUAUACUCAGACCUUAAUUGCGACGAGAACAGAGACAGCACCAAGAUGAGCGGGACAAUGCGCGCAGUAGACAUCAAAAAUGGCAAAGGGCCGCUCGAGAACCUGCACAUUGCCGAAGUGCCCAAGCCGAAGCUUGGAAAGUCGCAAGCGCUCGUCAAGAUCAAGGCGUUUGGUCUGAACCGCAUGGAUCUGCUACAACGCGAGGGACAGUAUCCCGUGCCGCCGGGCGCAUCCAAGAUCCUGGGAGUAGAAUUCUCGGGCACAAUUGCGGAACUGAGCGAAGACGGUGGCGGCAAAGAAGGCUUCAAAGAGGGCGACGAGGUGUUUGGCCUGGCCUAUGGAGGCGCGUAUGCCGAAUACAUUGCCGUGUCAACACACAUGCUGGUACGCAAGCCACAGGAAUUGACGUGGGAGCAGUGCGCCGGUAUUCCCGAGACAUGGAUCACAGCAACGCAAGCCAUGUACCUAAUUGGGCAAUUCAGUCCUGGAAAGACGAUCCUGUGGCACGCGGCCGCGUCGUCCGUGUCCAUUUCCGGGAUCCAGCUCUCGCGCUCCGACGACGCGGCGGCCGUGUACGCGACGGCGCGCCAGGAUUCCAAGUGCGGCUUUGCCGUCCAGGAGCUGGGCGCGACUGCCGCCUUCAACACGACGUCGCAGAACUGGGUUGAGGAGGUGAUGAAGGCGACGGACAACAAGGGGGUUGACAUUAUCGUCGAUUUCAUCGGCGCAUCGUACUUUCAGCAGAACCUCAAGGCCGUAGCCAAAGACGGCGUCAUUGUGAACCUGGGCUUCAUGGGCGGCACCAAGCUGCCCGAGGGCACGGAUAUCAGCGCCUUCAUCCGGAAGCGGUGCAGCUAUGUGGGCAGCAGUCUGCGCAGCCGCGACGAGGAGUACCAGGGUAAACUGAGGGACCAGCUAGUCGAGCACACGCUUCCCUUGAUGAAGGAGGGCAAGCUGAAGCUGUUUAUAGAAAAGGUCCUGCCGUGGGAGCAGAUUCAGGACGCGCACAAGUUGCUCGAGGAGAAUAAGACAAAGGGCAAGGUGAUUUGCACCAUCAGUUAGAUGUAGUUGUAGUAGUUAUUGUUGUCGACG
Exserohilum turcica Et28A is the source of this 1114-nucleotide messenger RNA. RefSeq lists its product as uncharacterized. The transcript has 3 exons. The record is from RefSeq and is a predicted model, not a curated record. Lineage: Eukaryota; Fungi; Ascomycota; Dothideomycetes; Pleosporales; Pleosporaceae. Gene Ontology annotation, molecular function: oxidoreductase activity. Bases 68 to 1084 code for a protein of 338 amino acids.